Molecule: messenger RNA, 393 nt
Organism: Echinococcus granulosus
Lineage: Eukaryota; Metazoa; Platyhelminthes; Cestoda; Cyclophyllidea; Taeniidae
Product: Retrovirus-related Pol polyprotein
Exons: 1
Coding region: 1-393 (130 amino acids)
Biological process (GO): DNA integration
Molecular function (GO): nucleic acid binding
Source: RefSeq, a predicted model, not a curated record
AUGCCUACAGGCUUCCCAGGAGAAAAAGUAGGCAUGGACAUUAUGGGUCCUCUACCGCCCACCAAGAUGGGAAACCGAUAUAUUCUGUUUACGGUAGACUACUUCACGAAAGUAACCGAGGUAGAACCCAUGAAGUCACAAGGCGUUGGAAAGUUUGCCUCAGUUUUCCUCGAUCGGUGGAUUUGCCGACAUGGAGUGCUUGAAUUCGAUCACAGUGAUCGAGGCCCCAACUUCGAGAGCCGACUCCUCACCAAACUUUGUAAGGCUUUCCGGAUCUCAAAGACACGCACGACACCUGGGCAUCCACUAGGCAAUGACCAGGUGGAAAGAACAGAUCGUACUUCGAUCGGACUACUGAAGGCCUUUAUUAAAGAUACCCAACCAGAAGACUAA